This is a messenger RNA of Nematostella vectensis (starlet sea anemone), 2225 nucleotides long. Its product is annotated as equilibrative nucleotide transporter 8. The record is from RefSeq and is a predicted model, not a curated record. Lineage: Eukaryota; Metazoa; Cnidaria; Anthozoa; Actiniaria; Edwardsiidae. The transcript is spliced from 2 exons. Gene Ontology annotation, cellular component: plasma membrane. Gene Ontology annotation, biological process: nucleoside transmembrane transport. Gene Ontology annotation, molecular function: nucleoside transmembrane transporter activity. The coding region runs from base 212 to 1498 and encodes 428 amino acids.
GGCAUGCGGUCCCUCGACAUAACGCCUUUCAUCGUCUUGAAGUUGCUCAACCUUAAUAAAAGGACCUUGUUUCUUUUGGAUUUAGAGGAGGCAUUUCUCAUCAACCUAUUGUCAAAUACCCCUAGCGAGACAGAAGGUCUUCCGGUUGUGUGUAUCAUAUUACUUUGCGUGCUAAAGAAAGGCAGUAAUCCUGGCGCAACGUGAAACGAACAUGGCGGACUUGGAGGCCGAGGCCGAGCAAUUCCUUGAAGAAGAUGGCUCGGAUAUUCCUCUCUCGACUGAGAGGAAACGUCCCCUAGCCAGUAUGCUCAAGAGAAAGAAUCUUCCAAUGUACUUGCAAUUCGUUUUCUUUGGGAUUGGUUCAGUUUUGCCGGUUUUCGUCAUUUUUGCCGCAGUUGAUUACUUCGAUGUCAUCUUUCCAAGCAAGGAGCCAGAGUUCGCAUUGAAUGUCAUCUACAAUCCACUACUGUUUUGUGGUUCGUUUGUGAAUCUUGUAUGGGGACGUGGUUCAAGCUUCAAAUGGAGGAUUGUCAGUGGUUUUAGCGUGAUGGCUGUGUCGAUGGUGGCAUUUAUUGCGUUAGAUCAGCUUGAGUUAUGCGGUGCAACUUGCCUAAAGACUCACUACUGGUCCGUCCUUCUCGUUGCUGGCAUCCUAGGUCUCGCUGAUGCAGUCUGCCAGUCGACCUUAUUCGGCCUCACGAGUCAUGCAUUGCCUCCCUUGUACACCCAGGGAUUGAUGUUUGGUGCAAGUAUCUGUGGUGGCAUUAUAACCAUCCUCCGUAUUGUCACCAAGAGCACGACAUCCAGCAUGCAUCUAUCCAGUUAUUACUACUUUGGUGCCACAUCUGUUUUCAUUGCCUUGGUUAUCAUCCUCUUCAUCCGCCUUAUGAGUGGCUCAGCCUUCCAGCGCUACUACUCAAGAGCAGCUAGAUACAGCCUAGACAAAGAUCUACGUCAUCCAAUCCGCAGACUGGUGGGGUUCACAAUUGAAGCUCUCAAGGUCCUUAGCUACAAGCGAGUGUUUUGCUAUUGUUUCCUCCUGAUGCUAAUACAUCUUCAGCAGUUCAUGGUCAUGCCAUCAGUUGUCACCAUGGCAAAUGAUUUCCUGGGUCAUGGUUGGUACCCUGUGCUACUUGUGCUGGUUUAUAACAUUGGUGAUGUCAUUGGAAGAGGACCACUAACUAUGUACUAUACCUAUAAUCUAGGCUGGGCUUGGCUCUCUACAUUUGUCCGGUUUUCUCUGGUCAUUGGUAUCUGUCUAAGUGUACCCCCAUACAUGCUUAGCAGAAAACCCGCUUGGAUGGCAACGUUUGUAGGCCUACUUGGACUGUCGACAGGGCACCUCAGUACAUCCUUGAUGUCCCAGGCAUCAGUGGAUGUACCUGGGAGGGCUAAGGAAACAGUUGGGUAUCUUGGGGUUUUGAGCAUGACCCUUGGAAUGGCUGGAGGCAGUGCUUUAAGCCUGGGUUUGAAAGCUUUAAUAGAAAGGGUGAACUAAUCAAUAGAGUCACCAAGGAUUCUUGCUAUUAUGACAGUUUACAGAUAGAUCAGGCAUGUAGCCUGGGGGAAGGGGAGGAACCACUUGACUGAUCUUGAAAGUCUGCUCAAAUGAAAGAAAAGUCAGUACCACUGUAAGCUGAGAAACCCCCUUCCCUUCCCCCACACUUAAAUUCUUGGCAUGCAUCUUUGUAGAUGCACAAUAAAAUUACAAAGCAUACCAUUAUAGUUUAUUCCACUCCUGGAAUGAAAUUCCAUUCCUGGAAUUUCAAAUUAAAAAAAAAAAUAAAUUGCUCGAUAUGCUUUACAAAUUACUUUACUCUCUCAGCCUACAUUGGUCAUGCUGUUUCCUCUAUAGAAAUAAAAUAUUUUGGAAGGUAUUAGGUUAUUUUGUAUUUAAAGGAGGAGCGUAACUUGCAAGACUGGAAGCCUGUGUAGUAUUUUUCAAAAUAGCCAAUCAGAGACGUAUGAGAGUAUUGGGUAACAAAGAUUGCAAGAGAAUUGCGCUAGUUAAUCUUUCUGUUUGUUAUGAUUCAAACCCCCUGAGAAUUAUUUUAUUUUUUGAUAAAAUAAGCAUCUAUAUGUUUUCAGCGCUUGGAGAGGUCCCUUGAGGCCAUAUCGAAGACUCUGGGGCAAUGUUGUGGUUUGUAUUCGAUGUUUAUUUCCGGUGUUAGGCUUCUGGGUUUUGUGUGGUUCAACAAAUAAAUUACACUUCCCCCUACUAACAA